AUGGAGAUCAACCCUGCCGUCAAUUUCCAGCAUGACCGAAAGGUGAUGCAUACCAGAAGACCCAAGGUGCUCAUCGUCGGUGCUGGUUUAGGAGGUCUCACUCUUGGAGCUAUCCUUCAAAAAACUGACAUCCCCUAUGAGAUUUUUGAACGAGCAGCCGUGGUUAAGCCUCUUGGUUCGGGUAUUACGCUCAAUGCGACCGUGGCACCACUGAUGCGCCAACUCGGGAUCUAUGACGAAUUCGUUGCCAUGAGUCACGUCGUCCCCGCUGUCCAAGUCGGAAACGAGAAUCGUGAGAUUCAGUUCUCGUUUUCAAACUACUUUGACGAGGCAACAACAAAGUACACUACCACAAAAGCAUCAGCCCUAUUUGGAGCGGACACUAGACUCCUCGCUCGACCAAAACUGUACGAACUCUUCCUUCGACAGGUCCCCACAGAGCGCAUCCAUAUGUCGAAGAAGAUCCUCUCAACGACACAAGGCGGGAACGGGAUCCUUAUCCGUUGCAGCGACGGGACAGAGUACGAGGGCGAUAUCCUGGUAGGAGCAGAUGGGGCACACAGUGCCAUUCGCCAGACCCUAUAUGAGCAGCUGAAGAAAGACAGAAAGUUGCCAUCCUCGGACGACGUGCCGCUUCCGUUCAGUACGGUGUGUUUGGUUGGGCAAACAAAGCCGUUGACGCCAGAAGAUAUCCCUUUGUUGGCUGCUGAUAAGUGUCAGGUUGUUCGAAUCGUUGGAGAGGACAAGCCCUAUGCUUGGAAUACGUUCACGACCACCCAGAGCACUGUGUGUUGGUCGAUUGUGAGGUUUCUCGAUGAGGAAUCGUCCAAAUUGAAUGACUCCUUCCGUAACUCUGAGUGGGGACCUGAGGCAGCCGAGGCAAUGUGUGAGGAGGUCCGAGAUUUCCCCAUUAUCGCUGGAGGAGACAAGAAACUGACGAUUGGAGACUUGAUUGACUGGUCGCCCAAGGAGUAUAUCUCGAAAGUCAUGUUGGAAGAGAAGGUGUUUAGGACCUGGUAUGGUUGCCGUACUGUCCUGAUGGGUGAUGCAUGCCACAAACUGAACCCCUCAGGAGGAGCAGGAGCAGUGAACGCGAUGCACGACGCCGCGGUGCUGGCAAACUACAUCAAUGCCUUGCCAUUGCACCCUGUAGUUGACGAGAUCGAGAGUGCGUUUGAAUCAUACAGAGCUGAGCGUAUCGAGUGGGUCGAGAGGGCUUUCAACACCAGUCAAAUGCUGCAGGCCUUGGUCGCCAAGGGUCUGAAGCCGAUGCUGGUGCGAUUCAUGAUGAAGAACAUGCCCGAGUUCUUGAAGCGACGUGCGGCGGAGCAGAUGUACAGCUGUAGACCUCAACUGGCUUUCUUGCCGUUGGACGAGACACCAGCGCUGGUCAAGCCUGCAUACCAACCUAGUUUGAAAGCCAAAGCGCCAGCACAGGAGGUGAAUGAUCAGGAGCAACCUGCACAGAGCGUGUGA
This is a messenger RNA of Linnemannia hyalina, 1476 nucleotides long. Lineage: Eukaryota; Fungi; Mortierellomycota; Mortierellomycetes; Mortierellales; Mortierellaceae. The record is from the annotation of a GenBank genome assembly.